GAAUUAUUCAUUUUAAUACAUAAUUAAUUAUCUCUAAAUAUAAAUUCAUUUAAAUAUUUCAGAUCAUUUAUUAAUUUCUCAUCUAUACAGAAUAAUUAUUGCAUUCUUUCAUAAUAAAGAAUAUUUCGUGUAAUUAAAUAUAUCUAUAAAAAUCCAAAGGAAUUUAAAGCCUUUGUCAUUAUUUCUUGUAAAAUAUAUCAAAUUUCUUUUCAGUCUUUUCAUUUUUUAAAAAAUGUCGAAAUUCCUAUCUCCUUAUUAUACAGCAAUUGUUUGGAUGUAUUUGUUCUUCAGUGAGUUUGCAUCAAAUACAUCUAAUGGGGUCAGCACAUGCUUUCGAUAAAUUUGCAGUUGAUCAUGAUCAAGUUCAAUAUUAAUCGCAACCGAAUCUGACUUUGGGUAUGGUUUAUCAACAUCAAAUGAUGAAAGUGAUCUCCCAAAAUAUUUAAACAUCAAGUUAGAUUUUUGUAAGGCUGGUGAAUGUAAAUUGGAUGAUGAUGUUGUGAAUAUAAUAUCUCCACUUGCUGAUUCAAUAAUUUUGUUAUCUUCGUCUUUAAACUUUUUCUUGUGUUUAAUCAAUGAUAUUAAAAUUAUAAGAAUUAUCACUGCUAAUGUUGCUCCACUUCCAAUAGCGACAAGCAGCAUCUCACCAUGUGAUCUUCCAUCUAUAGAAACUGAAAUUAGAAUAACGAAAUAUACUCAUUAACUUCCUUUCGUGAUUUAAAUUUAAUUCAUUAAACGUAAUUUACGAGGCAGAACGUAAAGAAAGAAAAGAAGAUGUUUAUGCAGUCUGUUUGCAUAUUGAUUGUUUUCGCACAUCUAAGUCUCUUUGAAUGACAUGUCUUUUUUUUUCGUUUGUGCUAAAAUGCAUCGCAAUUCUGUUUACAAAUUCACUAGUUGUGAUGUAAUGUUAUUAUCGAACUAGACUGAAUGUCCGUCAAGCGUGAAGUGAAAAAAUUUAGAAAUAAGCCUGGCAUUUUGAGAACUGAUAAUCAUGCUGUAAUAUCACGAAAAGCAAGUUAGCAGUAAAAACCUAGAAAAUGACUUUUCAGAGUUUAUCGUGAAAUCUAUAAAACUGGAAAAGUCCCAAACGUAAUUGGCUCCAAACUUUUUUUUUAUUCUAGAACUUUUAAAAUUUAUUAAUUUAAAGCAUGUAGAUUUUUAUCUUCCCUUGUCGCUAUUACGAAUUCGCUUAGCAUUCCAGAAAUAUCUCACAAUCAAAUUCCCAUAUUCCCGACUGUAAAAAGCUAAUUUAUUAGCAAUUAUCCAUCAUAAUUUAAAUUACAGCAAUUAAAGUUUAUCCCUAUUGUUAUUAUUGUAUCGUGCAUGUUCACGAUCGUCAUGGCUAUCGUCCCAUGAAAACUGUUAAAAGAACCUUUUUCUUUACUGAAUGGAAAGUGUGUCGUUGUUGUCAAUUGCUUUAAGGUUCUGUGAAUGCAUCAGUUUGAAAUUGAAAUCAAAAACGUGAAUCUUUAGUUGUUGUAAUUCUGAAAAAUAUUCAGAAUUCAAGAGAUGAAAAAGUUGUUUGACUGAAGCUGGUUAUUCACCUCUGGAUAUAAAAUACGAAGUAUCAACAAAAGCUAUUGAUUUAUUGAAUUUGAUUAAAAAUGUUAUUGCAUAAUGUGAUGUACAUCUUCUAAUUAUUACUUAACUGUCUGGAUUCAGAGAUAGAAUUAAGAUUAAAAUUAUUCUUAAAACGUCAUAGAAAUGAAACUCUAAAACGACAAAAUUGCUUUACGGCAUCGUGUGACAUAAGCAGUUCGAUUAUACAAAUAUUCCUACUAAAGCCAACUUGUAAUUACUGUAAAAACUGUUGCAAUAAUUAAUCUUAAACCGGCAACAUAGAACUGAAUAAUCAGGAAGCAUUUGCUUAUUUUGAUAUUCACCCACAUAAUAACGGAUAACUUAGCUGCUUCUUGUUAAAUUUACGACAAAUAUUUUUUAAAUUUAAACUUUAAUUGAUUAAUCAAAUAAACCGAUGUCUGUUAAUCCGACCCAAUAAAACACACACGAGGAAUGAAUCAUCGCAAUUCGUCACCUUUCAGUAGUAAAUAAAUGAAAUUGUUUUGAAAACAUUUCAAUUUUUAAAUGAGAACAAGGAGCUUUUGUUCUAAAUGCUCUAUUUUACCAGAGUAUCACCCAAUUAUCAGCCUCUACGUCAAACAUUAAUUAACUCUCACAAAUAAUUCUAAAUAUUUUUAAGGUGUGAAAAUCUCGGUCAAUGUCAAUCAGUUAAAUGAACAGUUAAGGUAAAGAGAAAAUGAAAAUUUAACUUGUAGUUUUUUAAUUCACAAAGGUUGACGGCCUUUAAUGAAGUUUGCGAGAAAAUGUGUUUCAAUCUGACUAGUUUUUGUCAUAAUGAUUACCAACAUGUGCCAUAAAUUGAAAUUAGUUUGAAAGCUUCUUCUUAAUUUUUGGCCUAAAAUUCGAGUAGAAUAUUGAUUUUAACAUUAUUUAUCCAAAACUUUCUCUCUUUUCAAAAUUUGCAUAUUUCUCUGCAAGUCGAUAACUUAUACGCAUGUCCUUGACUCUCGACAAAUAAAAUGAAUUUCCUGACAUGAUAUUGACAAACGAUCACUUCCUAAUUGAGAUUAAUCUUUUAAUAUUCAUUGCAUAUUUAUGCCUACACACCUUUUUCUCACUUACGUCUACCUCGAGUCUACACAAAAUUCAAUGAUCUUAAUGUUUAUGAAACGAGACUCACCCGUGUGAUACAAGUAAUUUUCUGUUACUUUCUGUUGAUUCUCCAUGCUUUGCGGGUUUAUUUAAAAAUUGUUUUAAUUGUUCCGAUUACUUCCAAAAAACUUUAAUUCUUGUAAGAUUUUGCAGUAAUUGCUUGUAAUUUAACAGUGAAACUGAUCAUAAAAUAAUUAUUUUUUUGACAAUGAAAUAAUUUUUCAAUGAAAAUUUAUUGCAGUUUUCACACGACAACAAACAAACUUUCGAUUUUCUGUUUCUUUAUUUUUUUUGGCAAAUUUUCAAGAUGAAAUUCUUCGUGUGUAAACAAGAGCACGAGCUGAACAGAUUGAACUAUAGAAAACAAAUGUUUGUAUAAAAAAUGAACAGACGUAAUAGAAAAUUUUAAUUCUUUUUUCACUUGAUUAUCUUUAAGAUUUUUCAAUUUUCUCCAAUUUCACAAUUGAUUUUCAGGUUUUAAAGUCUGUUCCAAAAUAAAAAUUCUUUGUCACUUGAAAAUUCUAUUAAAAUAAUUCACAAUUGUCUCUUGCGACUGAUCAACAUCGAAUGAGAAAGGAAAAAUAAAAAAAAAAUCGUCAUGUAAAAUUUUCUAAGAGUAGAGAAAAAAAUUGUCAAAACACACAAGGCAAGUCGUUGAAACCGAUCGUUUUCUGUUCGUUUUGUUUAUAAUUUCUUCCUCGCAUGCCGGCACGACAAGAAAAUUUUUCGAACAAAAAAAAAAUAAAAACGUGAAUGCAUUUAGCUAGAUCAGUGCUUUAAUUGAAUGUAUGGAAAAUUGGGGGAGCCGGCAACAGUAUCAGUUCAAAAAUCUGUCAGUCAUCAUCGUGAUAAAUUAAAUUUCAUACAUAAUGUCAAGUUCAAUGUCGCAUUCUGACGUUUCCCACACAAAGAGAAACAGAAAGAUAGUUGCCAAAUUUCUGUUUUAGUGAAAUUAUGAAUAUUAAAUUUCCUUCUAUUAAGUAAAUUGAACUUUUAAAUGAAUCAAAUUCCAACAGAACCAGUUAAAACCUGAAAAGACUUGUUAAAUAACAAUCAAAAUUAAUUUCAUUGAUUUUAAAAUUGAAUUUAAAUUAAUUCAAACGAUUCAGAUGAAUUUUUCAUGAUUGAGUUAAAAUUUAAAAUUGAACAAUUUUUAUAAAAUUUUAUCAAAACUCUGUCCACAAAAUUGAAAUAUUUCUUUAUGAUAUUUCUUUUUCUAUACGUUGAUCAUCUGUUUUUCGCAAACACAAAUGAAAAUGAUUAUUGCUUCCUAGAAUUUAUUUUUGCUGAAAUUUGCCUCAUCUUUAUUGUCGUUUACGUGAUUAACAUCUCGUUGAAAUAAAAAAAUUAAAGCGCAAAUUAUAAAGUCAUUAAGUAGUAAUUUUACUAGCGAUAAAGUAAGUUUAAUUGAUUUACUUUACAGCUAUUAUAUGAAUUUAUUUUCUCUAAUAAUUUUUCAUAGCUUAAGUUAUUAUAAUUGGAGUUUUGCAGCGUAAUCAGGUUGCAUAACGUGAAAAACUGCGUGAGUUUGAUAAGCAUCGAACUUUUUGAGUGAAUUAUGCGCAUUUAAUAGAAUUCAUUUGACAAAUUUUAUUCAACUUAACGACUUUAAAGCUAUAAUAAUUUAACAAACAAAACUACAAAAGUUUUAAUUUGAAAUAAGUUUUAUUGUUUCUUAAAUUCAAAUUUAAAUCAUAUUCAAAAGUUCAAAAAAAAAAUCAAAUAGUAUAAAAUUGUAUAUAAGAAGUCUGGAAUGGGAAAAUGUCUCAAUAGUUUCUUUUAAGGUAAAGUAUCCAAUUCUAUGGAAAAUGGCAAUCUUUUUAGUCUUUUCGUCUCAAUCAAUCGGUAGGAAUGGAAAAUAAAGAAAUAUAUUUCUUAUAAGUUAAGUAUAAAAAAAUUAAGUUGUUAUAAAAAUUCAAUCUUAAAGUUAAAAUAUUGCAAGAAAAAUGAUUAAAUCAAAAUAUAUUCGAUUUCUUAAAAAUCUUGAUUACUUUUUAAUUAUUUUGCUGUAAAAUCCUUCAAAUCCAAGAACCAUGGCAAGAAUACUCAUUCUGACAUACAUUCCAUAUUCAGCUUGUCUAAAGUAUGCAGCACGUUUGUCAUUGUCGAAAGCCUUAUCAAUUUCAUCAUUUCUAGGUAAUGGAUGCAUGACAAUCAUUUUUGUUUUUGCACGUGCCAUCAACUUUGGCGUGACUACAUAUGAGCCGCAAAUGCUUUUGUAUUCCUCCUCGCUAGUAAAGCGCUCUUUUUGAAUUCGAGUCAUGUAUAGAACGUCUGUUUCCGGGAGGAUUUCUUCAAUUGAAUUAUAAUAAUGCUGAGAUAUUCCUUUUUUAGCAACAUAUUUGAUUACUUUUUCUGGCAUUGCUAAUGAUGCUGGGCUCACAUAAUUGAUGGUAACAUCAUAUAAUGUCAACAAUCGAGCAAGAGAGUGUACUGUACGACCAUGUUUCAAGUCACCAACCAUUGUGAUUGUCAAUCCUUUAACGGUACCGAAUUCUUCACGAAUUGUGAAAACGUCAAGCAAUGCUUGAGUUGGAUGUUCUCCAAUUCCAUCACCAGCAUUGAUUACUGGUUUUUGAGAGACAUCAGCUGCACGUGCCAUUGCACCAACUUCUGGAUGACGAAGAACGACAACAUCAGAAUAACCAGACAUAACAGAAAUUGAAUCUUCUAAUGAUUCUCCCUUCUUAACUGAGGAGCUUGUUUCAUCCAUAUAAAUGACUCUUCCGCCAAGUCUUUGCAUUGCAGCAGCAAAGCUACAACAUGUUCUUGUAGAUACUUCAUAGAAACAUGAGGCCAUAACUUUUCCACGUAAAACUUCGUCCAGUACUGAUUUUUUUAGAAUUGUAGCCUUAAACUGUUUGGCUAAGUCAAAAAUGUCUCUUAAUUGAUCCUUCUCUGUAAACAUUUCGACACUUAAAAUAUGCUUUCCAGCUAAAUUCUUCGAAAAACCACGACCUUGAGGUUCUGCAUAAUUCUCUCGAUAAAAUUGACUUCCAGCUGAGUCAAGACGUGUUCUUGGAAGUGGUGACAAUGCCGAAUAGAAGUUGGGCAUCUUCAACAUAUUCGAUUCUGGAAUUUUAACAUUUAGUUCUUCAUCCAUUUCGAGAGAUGUAUUUAUUUUUUCAAUUGAUCCUGUUGAUGUUCUAUCCAUAUCAUCCAUUUGCAUUCUACGACUCCAUUGACGUACAUUUUGUCCAAAUCCAGGUUCAGCAAGAACUUCGCCAUCGACGAAAGCAACUUCACCGCGUAAAACUACUCGAGAAACGCAUCCUUUAACCUUCAUUCCAGCAAAUGGUGUCCAACGAGCUUUAGAAUGUUUUAACUCAUUAGGAAUUGUCCAUUCCUCAUCCAUGUCCACUUCAACAUAUGUAUUUUGCUGUUCAGGCAAGUUGAAAAUCUUACGUGGAUUUUUAUAGAACUUUUUAAUCAAGUCAUCCAUAGUCAGACGUCCAUCAUUAACGGCUGUUAAUAAUAACGGCAAUAUGGUUUCUAAGCCUGGGAAUCCUGGUGGUGGCUUAUCGGAAUCUUUUUCUUCAGUUGUGUGUGGAGCAUGAUCAGUUGCGAAGCAAUCAAUGAUAUCCAUAUUAUCCCACAAAGCUUGUUGAUCCUCAGGUGAGCAUAAAACUGGACGAACUUCUCCUCGACCACCGCCAAUACGAUUCAAGUCUUUUGUAGACAAGAAUAAGUGAUGAGGACAUACUUCACAUGUAACCUUCAUUCCACGUUCCUUUGCUGUUUUAAUAAUAGAAAUUUCUUCUUUUCUUGCGACGUGACAAACAUGAAUUGGACGAUCAAUUAAAUUCGCCAAAAGAAUAAUAGCAGCAGUAGCUUGCUUUUCAGCAUGUACACACAAUGGAGCAUUUUUGGGCCAAUUAGACAAGUGUUUUUCCCAAACUGUCAUGUCAUUGAGUUUUAAUGUUGUGAAUGUCUCAUUUAAAUACAUUUUCAAUGCUGCUGCUUCAGGUGCCAGUUCAAAGAUUUGAUUGUAAUUAUCAGAUGAUGCACCGACAAACAAUGCAUAAUCACAACGUGCUCCACUCUUGGCAAGAUCUUUAAACAGUGUAAAGUUUUGUUGAUUGACAAUUGCUGGAUUUGUGUUUGGCAUAGCACAAACUAAUGUUAUUCCGCCAGCCAAUGCAGCUGCAGUUCCGGAUGCAAAAUCUUCUUUGUGAGUUGCUCCAGGUUCUCUCAAAUGUACAUGAACGUCAAUAAAUCCUGGUAAUUUUAUCAUUGUACGACUUGUCAUGCAAUCAGUGUGAGUUUUCAUCGGUGGUGCACGUCCAGAUAAUCGCAUUGCUUCGACAAGUAAUUUCGUACAUUUGACGUCAGUAACUAGAGGAAUAGAAUAGUCAACUGCCAAACGACGUGUUCGAUAUCCAUGAGUCAUGAAUGACGAAACUCUGUUGAAGGAAAAAACGACAUUUAAGUUAGUAAUAAAGCCUUCGAUUCAUAAUUACAAGGAAUCUUACCUUCGAGCACCGCCACCACGCAUUGGAAGGUUGAUAACCAUGUCAAUUUUUUUGUCAGCUAAGAAUGCAGCUAAAUGAUGUAAUUCACUAUCGGUUUCACUAUCGAUAUUAUCAAAUGUCCAUUGAACAGCCUCAACCUAUAGAGAAAAAUUAUUGAAUUAGUUGUGUACAUGCUAGAUAGGAAUGAAUUUUGCGAAAAUGUUUUCUAAUUUUUCAGCUCUAAAAAAUUUUUUCUUUGGUAUUCCAAUUGCUUAUUAAUAGUUUCAAAGAACAUGCCGAUAUCAGUGGUACAUAUGUUUAAUGAUAAGAUUCAGCUGGUGGAAGACAUUAAAGUUAGGUCACAUCUGUACUUGGAGUCAUUUUUUCACAACAAUUUUCCGGUAUUUUUACAUUACUUGCGGAUGUUUCAAUUAACAACAGGAAUUGCCUCUUGAUUGGUCUUUCAAUUGCUUACAAACAUCUUCAAUUAAUUGCUUUUUAGUCAGUUCUUUCAGUUCUUUUCGCGAGACAAGUGGAGUAAAAUCGAAUAGGAGUUAUUGAUUGAACCUUAUGAUAGUUUGUGAAUAUUCUUGAAUAUUUUGGUGAUAGUUCAUAUGAGAAUUGCCUUUGUAUGACAAUAUUGUGCAGUUUAAGAAAUGGGAACUUUACAGAAUUAAUGGUUUAAGGAAUUUUUUUGUACCGUGUCGCCAUUUUCAAUUUCUUUCAUCUUUGCCGCUUAUCAUUUAACAAAAAAUGGGCCAUUUACCUUCGAAAUUGACAAAAAAGAAUGCAAAACCAAAAAUCAAAAAGAAAGGAAAGGUUAAAAAGUCACCAAGCUUUAACAAUAAAGCUCCAAACUUUUCACCAAUUAAUGCCUUUUCUUUUGAAAAUAAUGACGAUAUUGAUGCAAGAAGGAAAAUGCAGGAUCAACUGGCAUUCGAUAGUGACAUAUUCGUAUUAAAUCAAAUGAUGAUGUGCGUGCAGUUUUUCGGAAAUUUUGAAAGAGACCUUUGGGAGGCAAUAGAACUAAACAGUCGAAAAGAGAAUCAAAAGACAAAAUGUCUAACAAAACAUUGUAAGACAGUCAUGUUACCCGACAGACUAGCUGAGGCAAUUGAUCGACGUGUAAAGUAUGUGGAGAAGCACGGUAAAAUGAAAAAUCAACUUCAACCAUUGCACACGCAGGCACUUUAUAUAAUACAUGAUAAUAUUGAAAUUCUUAAUCCUGGCGACACUACAAUGUAUGCAAUUGCUGACGAUGCACCAAUUUAUAAAUUCCAAAUUGAAAAUCCUUACGAAAGUGCUAGAAGGAAGAAGGUCAUUCAUCAUGCUGGCUAUAUUAAGCUGAAAAGUUCUGAUAAGAUCACGAAAAAUGACUUUGUUAUUUAUAAUUCAUCAUCAGAUAGUCAAUAUGUUAGUGGAUCAAUCAAAAAUGAAACAGAAGACGACGGAACAUAUGGCGAUAAUGAGGAAGACGAAUUUGAUGAAGACCAAAAGCUUGAAAAUGUCAAAAUACGCAACAGUUUAAAUUAUGCUCGAAAUGUCAACAAUAUUUUUGAACAAAAAAUGGGAUACUAUACAGCAUCAAUGAACUCUAUAACACCAAGCAGCAGUGAAUAUGAUUACACAUACAUUAAAGCUCUUAAUACCCCAAAACCUUUGAAUAUUGUAUAUGAAGAUGAAUCAACCAUUAAGCCAUUAUCUACAGUCAUGCUACCAGAUUCAUGUGUAACUACUGUUAGUCGAUUUAUGAUUCAUAGUAGACAACAGGAUCAAUUUUAUAGGAAUUCAACUGAAGAUGAAGACAUUCAUAGCUCUGAUGAAAAAUUACAACAUGACAGGAAGACUGAUGCUAGUGAACAUCCUAAAGAAUCCUUUUACUACGAAGACAAGCAAUAUUUAAAUUCAAGAGGCUUCCUUACACAUUUUAUACAUCUUUUUAGGCAGACAUUAGCAAAUGAAUUGGGAAUUUCUGAGGAAGUGUUAAAAAAUGCAACAUGGAAGGGAUCAUCAGUAUAUUGUGAUCCAUGGGAAAUUAUUCCUGCUAUUUCAUCUCCUUGGCCACGCGAGGCAAAUGAGUGGAUUUAUCGAAGACGUGAAAUUCGAAUUGAUCCAAUAACUAACCUUCCAUAUCAGUGGCCAUCACUAGAAAUGAUUGAGAAAAUUACUAAUUUUGGAUGCUAUGUCAUUCCACAAGGUUUUGCGCCAAAAGUUGGAUCUAAUCCGCAACGUGAAUUGGAAUGGAAAAUUGUAUUUCCUGAAGCUGAAAAGUUUUUGGAAAGUCGCUUGACAUUUGCUCAGAUAAAAAUUUACAUGAUAACUAAAGCUUUAAUUAAAGCAUUUAUUGAGCCUGGUAUAGAGCGUGGCGUUAAUAUGUUUACAGCAGAGCACAUACGAAGUCAUUUAUUUUGGCAAUGUGAGCAUAAUUAUACAGCAUGGAGUGAAGAUCUUUUGGGAGAAGGACUUUUGAAGUUUCUAUCUUCACUUCUUCAAUGCAUUAAGACGCAUCGACUUCCUGAUUAUUUCAUCCCGAAGAGAAAUUUGCUUGAAACUAUUCCAGAGAAGAUCUUGGUUGAUCUCCAUAAAAAGAUUUAUAGAAUCAUUGAGAAUCCAGUUCCUUAUGUAUUGAUUGCCAUAAGAAACUUGAGAUAUCAACGGAACUUCUACCCAAAACUUAAAUGUAAGAGACUAUAUUCGAGACUAUUGAUCGAUGAUCCAUCAAAAAUGUUAUAUCCAAGUCAAGAAAUGACUAUAAAUGAUUAUGUACCAGAUCAACAUUCUGAAGAGGAUGAAAAUGACGGAAUUUCUUUAGCAACAAUUCCUUAUUUUGAUCAGAAAGAGAGGAAAUCAAGAAAAAAACGAACAAGAUGUGUAAGAUUUGUUCUUGAUGAUAAGUACGUUGCUGCUUAUUCAAAAAAGAAGGAAAUUGAAGAAAAAGGAAGGAAGGUAUCGAUUGAAUCAAUUGAUACAAAGGUAAAGGUUGUCUUUCUUAAACACAUGGAAAUAUUGAGACGAAAAUUAAUCUACAAAUUGUUUAUAGAACAAUUCAUUGAUAUGACAAAAUUAUCAUUGACAAAAUAUCAAGCAUAUCAACAAGCAAUGUCUCAGCUCAAUCAAGCUGAAAGGCUUUGUUAUCUCUUAGCAGAUGAUAAGUUUUAUCAAGAUGCACAAGUUUAUAUGGAAACUAUUGAAACAUUGCGAGACAGCAUUCAAAAAUUAAAAAUGGAAAAUUUACAUGGACCAGAACUACCUCGUCGAAAGAGUCUGGCAAAUGAAAUAACGAUUGGUAAUGAACCAAUUUAUGAAGAUCAAAUCGACACAAAUAAUAAUAGUGAGGGAAUUCCAUCAGAUGAUGAUAACGAUGAAAUUUACAGUUAUCAUAAAUCAGUUGUAGCUCAGAUACACGCCACAACAUCUGAAAAUUUAGCACGUUUUCAACACACGGACGAGUGUGAUGAUGAAAUUGAAGGUGUUACACGAACUGUCGAAAGAUUAAAUCUUAGCAGAAGUAACGAAAACGUGGAUGAUGUAACAGCUUUAUGAAAAGCUUUUUUUUUCAUGGAUUUUUUCUCUCUGUGAUAAGUUCUAAGUAGGAUAUAUUGCAUGCUUAGUUUAUAAAGGACGAGCCACCAGAAUUCACUUUUGAUAUUAUUAAGGAUCAAAUUUUUGAUGCAGUUUUAUAUUGUUAAGAAUUUCUACAUU
Molecule: messenger RNA, 10826 nt
Organism: Chironomus riparius
Lineage: Eukaryota; Metazoa; Arthropoda; Insecta; Diptera; Chironomidae
Source: the annotation of a GenBank genome assembly